CAAUUGUCAACACUAAAAGAUCUUGCUCAAGCACUCCAGCCCUAAAAUCUUAAGCCGGGUUUUGUUAUCGCAUAAAUUAAAGUAAACAAGAACAUUUUCGGCUCUGCUCCAUGAUCAUCUUAACUCUCCUAAUCGCAUUAAUCCUUGCGUGCCUGGGCAAUGCCGCCGCUGAUAGAUUACCCAAUAUCCUGCUGAUCCUGUCCGACGAUCAGGAUGUGGAGCUGCGCGGAAUGUUUCCCAUGGAGCAAACGAUCGCUCUGCUGGGCUUCGGAGGCGCCCUGUUCCACAACGCCUUCACGCCCACGCCCAUUUGCUGUCCGGCUCGGACGAGUCUGCUCACAGGGAUGUAUGCGCACAACCAUGGCACCCGGAACAAUUCCGUGAGUGGUGGCUGCUACGGACCGCACUGGCGGAGAGCCCUGGAGCCACGGGCUUUGCCUAACAUACUGCAGCAGAAUGGAUACAACACCUUCUUCGGCGGGAAGUACUUGAAUCAGUAUUAUGGCGCCGGCGAAGUGCCCAAAGGAUGGAACGAGUUCUACGGCCUCCAUGGAAACUCCCGUUACUACAAUUACACAUUGCGCGAGAAUUCCGGCAAUGUGCACUACGAGUCAACCUACCUGACCGAUCUGCUAAGGGAUCGUGCCGCGGACUUUCUGAGAAAUGCCACCCAAUCUCCAGAAUCGGGUGAUGCACAGCCCUUCUUUGCCAUGGUGGCUCCGCCGGCAGCCCAUGAACCCUUUACUCCAGCCCCGCGACACGAGGGCGUGUUCUCCCAUAUAAAAGCCUUGCGAACACCCAGCUUUAAUCAGGUUAAAGAGGAUAAGCACUGGCUAGUUCGAACAUCCCGCAGUCUGUCUAAUGAGACGAUCGACACCAUAGACAAGUACUUCCAGAAGCGCUGGGAAUCGCUGCUGGCCGUGGACGAGCUGGUGGCCACUUUGGUGGGCGUGCUAAAUGAGACGCAAUCCCUGGACAACACCUACAUCGUUUACACCUCAGACAAUGGCUACCACGUCGGUCAGUUCGCACAGCCGUUCGACAAGCGACAACCAUACGAAACGGAUAUUGGCAUACCGCUGCUAAUCCGCGGACCUGGAAUCGCACCUGAGAGCCAUGUAGACACCGCCGUCAGCUUGGUGGACUUGGCGCCCACCAUAUUGGCCUGGGCCAACGUCAGCACACCAGCCUACAUGGAUGGACAAUCGUUUCACGAGAUUUUAUUAAGCAAAGAGCGGAGGAUUCCCUUUUUCGAACGAUCUCUGUUAAUCGAAUACUGGGGUGAGGGUAACGUGAACACCUACAAUCCCGAAUGUCCUUGGGCGGAGCAAGAUCGGUUGUCACAGUGCACUCCGGAAGUGGAUUGCCAUUGCCAGGAUUCGUGGAACAAUACCUACGCCUGCCUGAGAAAUAUUCGCCACCGGGAGGAUCGCGUCUACUGCGAGUUUCGCGAUAAUGAGAACUAUUUGGAGGCCUAUGACCUGCAGCUGGACCAGUUUCAAAUGACAAACAUUGCCCUCGACCUGUUGCCCAUUGAACGAGCUUUGUAUUCGUUGCGGCUGAGAAAUCUCACCCAUUGCUCUGGUCACUCAUGUUUUCUAUAGGUAUAUAAGUAACCCAUUCACUGUUUGUGAAAACUUCUCCUGAUUUAUAUAGAUAUAUAUAUUUUAUUCUACUCCUAGCUUAACCAAUCUUGCAGUCACAAGUGCAAUCCAAACCAAAAUAAUGUUCGCCUAGAAUAUAUAGUUUUUGGGAUAUUUUUUAUGUAUUCAGAUAUCAUGUGAUUUAAGUACCUAUAUACAUAGUCUCGAAUUGUUUAUAUUACAAA
Molecule: messenger RNA, 1828 nt
Organism: Drosophila rhopaloa
Lineage: Eukaryota; Metazoa; Arthropoda; Insecta; Diptera; Drosophilidae
Product: N-acetylglucosamine-6-sulfatase
Exons: 4
Coding region: 111-1604 (497 amino acids)
Biological process (GO): glycosaminoglycan metabolic process
Molecular function (GO): glycosaminoglycan binding; N-acetylglucosamine-6-sulfatase activity
Source: RefSeq, a predicted model, not a curated record